This is a messenger RNA of Dictyostelium discoideum AX4, 4587 nucleotides long. RefSeq lists its product as hypothetical. Gene Ontology annotation, biological process: cytoskeleton organization. The record is from RefSeq and is a predicted model, not a curated record. NCBI's taxonomy places the organism in Eukaryota, Evosea, Eumycetozoa, Dictyosteliales, Dictyosteliaceae. Bases 1 to 4587 code for a protein of 1528 amino acids. Gene Ontology annotation, molecular function: actin filament binding; actin binding. The transcript has a single exon.
AUGGAUGAAGAAAGAAAAAAAAGAUUAGAGGAUUUAAAACAACAAAGUUUAGAAUUAGAAAAGGAAGCACAAGAAAGAGAGAAAAGAAAUGAAGAAAGAAAGAAAGCACGUGAAGAACAACAAAGAUUAGCAGCGGAACAAGAGAAAAAAGAUGAAGAAGAAAGAUUAAAAAAACAAAAAGAACGUGAAGAGAGAAGAAAGAAACGUGAGGAAGAUGAAAAGAUUCUAAAGGAAGAGAUGGAGAAAUUAGAGUCUGAUAAAGCAAAUAGAAUAACAUCGCCAAAAACUCCCACAAGUGGUAGUAGUAGUAUAGCAUUAUCACCAUCAACAUCAUCUUAUUCAAUCUCUGAGAAUAGUGGUGGUGAUUCAUCAACUUCAUUAUUAUCAGCACAAGCAAUUUCAGCCAAAGAAGAAAGAGAGAAAAGAAGAAAAGAAUUGGAAGAGGAAGCUAAAAAAUUAGAAUUGGAACAACAAAAAAUUAGAGAAGAACGUGAAAAAAGAAAAGAAGAAAGAAGAUUACAACAAGAAGAAGAACAAAGAAAACUUCAAGAUUUAUUAGAUAAAAAAGAUUCUGAAAAAAUUGAAAAAUUAAAACAAGAAGAAAAUGAAAAAUUAGAAAAAGAAGAAAAAGAGAGAAUAGAAAAAGAAUUAACUGAUAAAAAAGAAAAAGAAGAAAAAGAAUUGGCUGAUAAAUUAGAGAAAGAACGUCAAGAGAAAGAGUUGGCUGAUAAACUUGAAAAGGAGAAAAAAGAAAAAGAAGAAAAAGAAUUGGCUGAUAAACUUGAAAAGGAACGUUUAGAUAAAGAAAAAAAAGAUAAAGAAGAAAAAGAAUUGGCUGAUAAACUUGAAAAAGAAUCUCAAGAAAAAGAGUUGGCUGAGAAAUUAGAGAAAGAGAAAGAAUUGGCUGAUAAACUUGAAAAAGAACAAAAGGAAAAAGAAGAAAAAGAACGUCAAGAGAAAGAAUUGGCUGAUAAACUUGCAAAAGAACAAAAGGAAAAAGAAGAGAAAGAAUUGGCUGAUAAAUUAGAAAAAGAACGUCAAGAGAAAGAAUUGGCUGAUAAAUUAGAAAAAGAAAAACAAGAAAAAGAAUUGGCUGAUAAAUUGGAAAAAGAAAAACAAGAAAAAGAAUCACUUGAAAAAUUAGAAAAAGAAAAACAAGAAAAAGAAUUGGCUGAUAAACUUGCAAAAGAACAAAAAGAAAAAGAAGAAAAAGAAGAAAAAGAAGAAAAAGAGAAACAAGAAAAAGAAGAAAAAGAAAGAAAAGAUAAAGAAUUAGCAGCAGCAGCAGCAGCAGCAGAAACAGAAAAACUUGAAAAAGAACGUUUAGAGAAAGAGAAAAAAGAAUUGGAAGAAAAAGAAUUGGCAGAAAAGCUUGAAAAAGAAAAACUUGAAAAAGAAUUAACUGAUAAAUUAGAGAAAGAGAAAAAAGAGAAAGAAUUAGCAGAUAAAUUAGAAAAAGAGAAACAAGAUAAAGAAUUGGCUGAUAAGCUUGAAAAGGAACAAAAAGAAAAAGAAGAAAAACAAAGAAAAGAGAAAGAAUUGGCUGAUAAAUUAGAAAAAGAGAAACAAGAUAAAGAAUUGGCUGAUAAACUUGCAAAAGAAAAAGAAGAAAAAGAAAGAAAAGAGAAAGAAUUGGCUGAUAAAUUAGAAAAAGAGAAAAAAGAUAAAGAAUUGGCUGAUAAAGUUACAAAAGAAAAAGAAGAAAAAGAUAAAAAAGAAAAAGAAUUUAAAUUAAAAUUAGAAAAAGAACAAAAAGAAAAAGAAUUAAAAUUAAAACAAGAAAGAGAAUUUGCAGAAAAAGAAGAAAGAGAUCGUUUAGAAAGAGAGAAAAUUUCAAAAUCUAUUGAAAAAGAAACAAAAUCAUCCACAAUAACUGAUCAAUUUAAAUUAUCAAUUGAAAAACAACUUCAAAGUCAAUUAGAAAAUAAAAAGAAACCAGUACAAGUUACUGAAGAUAAUAGUAGUAGUGAUGGAUCAACAUCAACUUUAACAUCAUUAACUAAAGAUAGAGUUAAAAUGAAAGGUAGACAAGCACCAAGUAAAAGUCAUAAAGCACCAGGUUCAACUUCAACUUCAAAUGGUGGUGGUGAUGAUGAUGUGGGUAGUGAUCAACAACCAUCAUUAUUAUCAAAAGCAUUAGAAAGUAAUAAAAAUAAUGAAUCAUCUCCAACUACUAAAAAGAAAAUUGUAUUACCACCUGGUGCAGUCGGUGGAAUAAUGGGGUCAAUGGCAUCAUUGGCAAUGGAAGCACAAAAAAAGAAAAUGGAAAUUGAAAAUAAUAAACUUUUAUCAAAUGUUUUAAAGGAUGAACCUGCAGCACCAAAUUUCGUUAGAGGUAGAUCACAAUCUGUAUCAGUCACAUCAACAUUGAAACAAGAUCCAAAUAAAUUUUUAAAUCAUAAAAAGAGUAUUGAUACUUAUUCAGGCCUAAGAGCAAGAUUAGUUCAUUGUAAAGGUAAAAAGAGAAUUUUAACCAAAGAGGUUGAAAUCUCAAUAAAUUCAUUGAAUAAAAUGGAUGCAUUCGUUUUAGAUUGUGGUAUUGAAAAUUCAAAUGUUGGUGGUGAAUCAGUUGAUAGUAAUUCACAUUCUACCAUUUUCACUUGGUAUGGCUCAAAAUCAACUGCCAAUAAGAAAGCCAAAGCAGUUGCAAUUGCAGAAAUCAUUAAAUCUCACGAAAGAGGUGGUCAUGCUACAAUAAUUAAAUUGGAUGAAGGUGAUGAAAAUGAAUUAUUUUAUAAACGUAUUGGUGGAGGUUCAUCACAUAAAUCUACUAUUAAUCCAGAUGGUGGUGAUGAUUUAGAAGCGGAAUUAAAUUGGGCAUCAUCAUUCACACUAUUGAAGUAUUUAACUGAUAAAGAUCAAUUAAUUCAUAUUGAUACUAAAUCAUUAUCAAUGGAAUUAUUAGAGUCUGAUGGUUUCUAUGUAUUGGAUACUGUUAGUGAGUUCUAUGAAUGGUCAGGUAGAAAUUCCGAUCAAUCAUUAAAGGAACAAUUCCAUAAGAAAUGUCAAGAACGUUUAAAGAAUAAUCAACAUAGACAAUCAUGGGUUGAAUCAGUUGUAUUAUCAGAAGGUGGUGAAACUGUAUUAUUUAGAGAGAAAUUCUUUGAUUGGCCAGAUCUUUCACAUGAAGUUUCCCUACAAAGAAUGGGUUUUGGUAAGAAGAGAGUAUUUGAUGUUUCAAUUCCCUAUGAAAAGAAAUCACCUGCAAAGAUGAAUCAAUUCCAAGUUAGAGAAAUGGUUGAAAUUGAAAGAGCUGAAGAAGUACUCAAAAGUGAUGGUAGUGGUGAGUAUGAGAUUUGGUAUAUUGAAAAUUGUAAAUCCUAUCCUUUACCAAAGGAAGAGUAUGGUCAUUUCUUUAGUGGUUGUUGUUAUUUGAUUAGAUAUACCUACACCAAAUGGAAUGCACUCAAAUAUGCAAUUUACUAUUGGCAAGGUGCUGAUGCAUCUCGUCAAGACGUUGGUUCAUCUUCAUUACUCUCAAAAGAUCUUUAUAUUGAAACUAGUGCUCGUGGUGAAUGUUCUCAAGAUCCUGAAAGACAAGGUAGAGAAACCAAUCAUUUCAAUAUGAUUUUCAAUGGUAAAAUGGUUGUUCAUAAAGGUGAUAGAACCACUUACCAAUUCAAUAAUAAUACCACUAGAAUGUAUCAUGUUUUUGGUAAAAAAUCAAAUGCAAUCACUGCUUCACAAACCAGUAAACUUUCUUCAACUUGUUUAAAUAGUAGAGAUUGUUUCAUCAUUACCAAUUGUUCAACAAAUCAAACUUUUAUUUGGGAAUCUAAAGGUUCAAAUAAACAAUUGAAAGAGGAAUCAUCAAAAUUAGCUUCACUUUCAAAUAGUAUUUCAAAAUCAAAAACUAAUCCAAUCAUUAAAGUCAUUAAAGAAGGUUCAGAACCUGACGAAUUUUGGAAAUUAAUUGGUGGAAAUGGUAAAUAUGCAAACUUUGAUUAUGUUUAUCAAAAUGUACCAACUGAUUGGGAAAAUCAAAUUAAAUUAUUUGCAAUCGUAAAUACUGGUACCAUUAUUAGAGCUGAUGAAAUCUAUCGUUUCAGUCAAUAUGAUUUAACUCCAAGUAAAGUCUAUCUAUUGGAUAAUAGAAAGAAUGUUUUCGUUUGGUCAGGUUUAAGAGCACAAGAAAAAGAAAAAAAGAGAGGUAUGGAAAUUGCAAUUGAUUAUGUAAAAUAUUUAGCUGAUUCUAGAACUGAAAAUGAUGUUUUAUUCAUUACUCAAGGUGAUGAACCACUUUCUUUCACUUGUUAUUUCCAUUGUUGGGAUUCUUUAAGACUUAACAACAGCAACAACAACAACAACAACAGCAAUGGUUCUUCAAAUAAUACUGCUGAUGGUGCUGAUGAACUUGAUGAUGGUGCAUCACCAAAGAAUGCUGUUAAUCUACUAAAGAAAUAUUAUCAAGUUUUACCAUUUGAAAAAUUAAUUGAAAAGAAUACACCUCCUGAAAUUGAUCGUUCAGUUUUAGAAAUGUAUCUUAGUGAUGAAGAUUUUGAAAAACAUCUUGGUAGUAGAGCUGAAUGGGAUGCUUUACCAGCUUGGAAAAAAACUGAAAAGAAAAAAGUUUCUGGUUUAUUCUAA